Molecule: messenger RNA, 5164 nt
Organism: Haliotis rufescens (red abalone)
Lineage: Eukaryota; Metazoa; Mollusca; Gastropoda; Lepetellida; Haliotidae
Product: sodium-dependent dopamine transporter-like
Exons: 15
Coding region: 527-2482 (651 amino acids)
Biological process (GO): dopamine uptake involved in synaptic transmission; sodium ion transmembrane transport
Cellular component (GO): neuronal cell body membrane; neuron projection; presynaptic membrane
Molecular function (GO): dopamine:sodium symporter activity
Source: RefSeq, a predicted model, not a curated record
AUCAGUCUGCGAAUCAGCGUAAAGCCGUGAAGGGUGGGAUUUCCUGAUACCUGGGAGACUGUUAUCGUGCCUGACUUUCCAUGAAACGUGAUCACAACCAGAUUCGCGGCUGUAAAGCUAAUAUUUGACCCGUGUAUUGUGGUCCUAGGAUUAUGCUGAGGAGGAAUAUAGCACCAAGUUGAGAAAGCUAGACUUCGGAGUUGGAAGUCAUUCGUUUUAUAAGUUGAGAGUUUUACCUCUAGGGUUUCCCGCCUCUAAGUAACAGGCUCUGGCGUGGCCACGUGACUUGCCUCUCGCAGCAGACGUCGCCCAACUGAGGCAGACGACAAUUCCUAGUGGGACGUGAGUGAUUGAAGAAGGUCGGUUUAGGCUUACUUGGAUGGGCUUUCAAAGAGAAAGUGUUCCGGGCAGUAUCUUACUUCAAAAAGUUAUGAGUUAUGUGGUCUCAAAGUUUCUGGAUGUUUAAUUGACGACGUCUGGACAACAUUAGCGGCACAAAUAGGAUUCAAGGUGAAUGAGGUGAAGGAUGGGAAGUUUGGGAGAAGACAUGGCGGAUAAGCCAGACGAUAGCACGGACAUACCAUUGCAGGGUAAGACCCUGGAGAACUGCACGGCGACAGAGAACACGUACAUGAUGCAGCCACAAGGGGUGCCGGUGAAGGGGGAUAUAUCGGUAGACGAGGAAGAGAGGGAAACGUGGGCCAAAAAAAUUGACUUCUUGUUAUCAGUGGUUGGCUUCGCCGUGGACCUUGCAAAUGUCUGGAGAUUCCCGUAUCUGUGUUACAAAAAUGGCGGAGGCGCCUUCUUAAUACCCUACCUACUUAUGUUGAUUCUUGGAGGGAUACCAUUGUUCUAUAUGGAGCUGGCCUUGGGUCAGUUUAACCGGACAGGUGCCAUCACGUGCUGGGGUAGAAUCUGUCCGCUAUUUAAAGGUAUAGGCUGGGCGGUAGUGCUGAUUGCCUUCUAUACAGACUUUUUCUACAACGUAGUCAUAGCAUGGUGUUUGCACUUUUUCAUUGCUUCUUUUACUUGGGAACUGCCCUGGGUACAUUGCAAUAACAAAUGGAACACGCCCCUUUGUUACGACGGUAGUGAAAGAAGGAACCUAAAUUUAUCCACAAAUAUCACGGACCCCCUGUGGGCCAACUCGAGUGAGUUCACCGAGUACAGUAUUCUGACUGACACCACCACCACCUACAGUAUCAACAUCACCGGCAACUACUCCGACCUGCCCAGGCGGUCGCCGGCGCACGAGUACUUCGAACGCGGCUUCCUGGAGCUGCACGAGAGUGGGGGACUGUUCGCGGUCGGGGAACUCAAGUGGCAGCUCGUCCUGUGUCUCCUGGGAGUCUAUGUUAUCUGCUACUUCAGUUUGUGGAAGGGGAUCCACACUUCAGGGAAGGUGGUGUGGUUUACGGCCUUGUUCCCCUAUGCCGUGCUUCUCAUCCUGAUGGGGAGGGGCGCGACGCUCCCGGGGGCUGCGGAGGGUAUCAAGUAUUACCUCAACCCCAACUUCACCAGACUCGCUUCGCCUGAGGUGUGGGUUGACGCCGCUACACAGGUCUUCUUCUCCCUGGGGCCAGGGUUCGGCGUGCUGUUGGCCUUCGCCAGUUAUAAUCCCAUCACCAACAACGUGUACAGGGACGCUCUAAUCACCAGCACCAUCAACUGCCUGACCAGCUUCUUUUCCGGCUUUGUCAUCUUCAUGAUCCUUGGCUACAUGUCCGUCAGGUCUAACCAGCCUAUCGAUAAGGUUGCCACCGACGGGCCUGGCCUCGUUUUCAUCGUAUACCCGGAAGCUAUAGCCACGCUCCCGUGGUCAUCGUUUUGGGCCGUCAUAUUUUUCCUCAUGUUGCUAACCCUGGGUCUUGACAGUUCGUUUGGUGGAUCAGAGGCUAUACUGACGGCUGUUGGUGAUGAGUUCCCGAUCCUCAAAAGACACCGUGAACUGUUUGUGGGAGGGCUGUUCACGCUCUACUUCUUCGUGGGACUUGCCAGCUGUGCUAAGGGUGGAGCUUAUGUCGUCACUCUGUUUGACAAGUUUGCAGCCGGUUAUUCUAUUCUGUUUGCCGUAUUCUUCGAAACUCUUGCAGUCUCGUGGGCUUACGGAGUAGACCGCUUCUCCGAGGACAUCUGCGUGAUGGUGGGUCACAGGCCGGGACCCUACUGGUGGAUCGUCUGGAAAUACAUCGCACCCGUGUUUCUAGUGUUCAUUAUGGUAUUCGGUCUCAUUGGACACAAGCCACUGACCUAUGACACGUAUGUCUACCCCUGGCCGGCCUCGCUGAUUGGCUGGGGAAUUGCCCUGUCAUCCAUAUUGUGUAUACCCGGAUUUGCUAUCUACAGAAUCAUCAGGAGAGAGGGGACGCUCACAGAACGACUCCAAUACCUCCUCACUCCACAAAACAACCGUGACAAAAGAAGGGCAGAAGCUCUGAACAUGAUCAGUAUAAACGGAGGCAAUGUUGGGGAGCCUGUUUGAAUCUUGCCGCCAUCCUUGUCUCAGCGUGGACCGGAAGUCAAGUGACGACAACAGUCCCGGAGUGAAUGAAAAGAAAGAAAUUGACUAGUUAAAACUGUCUCAGACCUAGCUGAUAUUACUGUUGGGUAUAUAGUUUCAGUUGUCUAUAUUCUGCAGAUGCCUGUGCAGAAAUGUCUGAUAACGUGCACUCCUAGUUAUGCAAGUCAACAUUGGUUGUUUUGUUUUUUUCCACGUCCGCCCCUAAUAUGUUGUCUGUUAAGUGCCUUAGUCCCAGCAAUAGCUAUUCACAAGAAAGUAGAGUCCUAUAGCGCCUUUUGUGAUAUUUUAGCAACAGACAUAUGAAAAUCGGAGAUGAAUUUAUUCAUUUUGGAUAUUUUCUAUUGUGCCACUGAUCAUGUCAAUUUUGAUGAUGUUUUGGUUUGGUUUGGUUUGUUGUUUUACGCCGCCCUCAGCAAUAUUCCAGCUAUAUGACGGCGGUCUGUAAAUAAUCGAGUCUGGACCAGACAAUCCAGUGAUUUACAUCAUGAACAUCAAUCCACGCAAUUGGGACCGAUGACAUGCAUGAACCAAGUCAGCGAGCCUGACCACCCGAUUCCGUUAGUCGCCUUUUACGACAAGCAUAGUCGCCUUUUACGGCAAGCAUGGGUUGCUGAAGACCUCUUCUACCCCGGAUCUUCACGGGUCUUUGAUGAUGUCACAGACGUGGUCAUAUUCAAGGGUCAUUCUGACUUUUGAGGGAACCAUUAAAGAGGGUAUUCCGGUGCGAAUAUCACACAACCAACAGGAAGCAUCAUAGACGAAUGUGCUGGAAUUCAGAUAUAGAAUAUAUACUUAUACUACUCAUCAUUUGCUAAGGACCAAAACAAUCAUCUUUAGUCAAAGGUGUGGUCCUUAGCGAAUAUUGAGUUGUGUAUUCAAUGCAUACGCUUCAUCUAUUUGAGUAUUCCAUCAGCCGAAUUCCUUCAGACAGUUCAGAAAUAGUUUUCGUUUAACAGUUCAAUAAUCACCCAACCAAGACACAUCAAAGCUUGUUUUUUGAUAUCAUUCAAAUGUUACAAACAUUGCACCAUGUUGUUAUAACCCUUAUUUUAUACGACGUUAGGGAUGAAUAGUUAUCGUGAAAAAAACAUCGUUUUUCUACUAUUCACAUGUGAAUAGACAUCGUGCAUGAUGAAGACACGCUUGUGAUUAAUACGCUUGGCGGUGAGGACAGUGGUUAUAUACAGUGAAACCCCGUUAAUCCGGAACUAGUCUAUCUGGAACCGUUCCGCACUCUUCGAACGCAAGCACACACACACACACACACACACACAAUUAUUCGUUAAUCGAGAAACCUUGUUAAUCCGGAUUAUUUCUCUGGACACACACCGUCUGGAUUACGGAGUUUCACUGAAUGUUAAAUCGCACAAGUUAAUUUGUUGAUUUUCAUACCCUUGUUGCUUCACGCUAUAAAUCUGACCGCAAUGUUUUGUAUAUUCCAUUGUCCUAGAUGAUUCUACCAAGUACCGGCCAUUCGGCCUGGAUUCAGUGGUGUCAAAAGCAAUACGAACCUUCCUUGAAAGGUGAUCACUACAUAUUAUAUACUGAGUAACUACAGUUUACGUGUCACUGUAUUCAAUCAUGUUAACAUGGAACAGUUAUCAGGUACUGGGUCUUAUGGCACUGUUUGUACUUUAAGUGUUGUUUUUUAAUGGGAAUGGUAUUAAACUCCUGUCAUAGGCUACAUGUAAUUUGCACCUUCGGAAGAGGUGCUAGAGUCAUGCUCGGGUGCAUAUUUCGAUUUUAGGCGUUGCGUUGUUUCUGUUUCGCAUCAUGCUUUUUUGCACUAGAGGAUCAGAAGGCGUUGAGUUGAAAUGGCGUCUACCAGUCUUUGGAGUAUAGUAUAAUCCUUGGGGAAUACAACCCGAGUGGUAAAUCAAACAUUGGCAACAUCUGGGCGUAUUUCAUUCAUGGGUAAAAUUAUGUCUUAUAAGGCAUGGAAUCCAAAUGUUCUUCUAUAUCAACUUAAGGUCAAGGUCAACGUCAAUGUUUCCAACAAUUCCGUUAUUUCUUCCAGACUUAUAAAAAUACACCCAGAUUACCAGAGACAUUGUCUUAAAAAAGACAGCUUCAGUAAUUUUAGUUUUGGUCGUAAAAGAUAUAUUUUCUAACAGUGAAAGAUUGAUCAUUGAAACGUAAUUGUGACAAAAUACUACUUCCCUAAAACAACUGAGUCUCGUGAAUCAUGAGGUCGCCUUGAGGUUAUUAAUAUAAUCGUGGUAUGUGAAAAUAUAUUUGAUGAAAAUAUUACAAAUUAAGAAUUAAUCGUUAGGUGGUUUGCUAUGUUAAUCAGGUUGUACUUUUAUAUCAUUUGUUAAUAACAUGUUUGUUGUUACGUUAUAGACUGGUUAUUAAUACAAUAUAUACCGUGUUACAUAAACGUAAAUAUAUAUACAGUUAGUUAUUGUCUACAUAUAGACAGGUGUGUUUAGAUGUUAAGUGUUGUACAUUUCGUUUAAAGACAUUUCGUGAAUUAGCAGUAGAUUUUUUACAUUCAGACAGUUUUUUUUAAAAGAUUGUAAUAUCAAUUUUGUGAUUAGUCGUUAGAAUGAUGCGAGUUAUAUGCAUUUCACUGUAUAUACUCCAUAGGUGAGUACGUGUGAGUGUCGUUGAUAUAGAGGUGAAAUAAACAUAUAGAGUACA